AUGGCAGACAAGAUGUCCAUCGACAGGAAGGACCCCGUCAAGGAGGAUACUCCCGACACUGUUGGCUCUAGUCCCGAGGGUGAACAGCAGACACAGCAAAGUAACAAUGCCACAAACAACGGCAAUCAGCAGGAGCCUCACGAGGCUCAGCAGCCAAAGCGCAAAGGUGGUCGCAAGCCUAUCUAUGCAACUUCGGAGGAGAGAAAGCAGCGCAAUCGUCAGGCCCAGGCUGCCUUUCGUGAGCGGCGGACCGAGUACAUCAAGCAGCUUGAGGAAGCUAUCAAGAUACAUGAGCAGAAUCUUCAUCAGCUCCAGGCUGCUCAUCGCAAUGCGGCAGAUGAAUGUCUUAUGCUUCGCUAUAAGAACUCGCUCCUCGAACGCAUUUUACUCGAGAAAGGCAUCGAUGUGCAGGCCGAGUUGCGUGCCAAAACCGGAAGCCCACACUUGGGCCCAACGCACAUGCCACAGAACUUGGUCCCACCGCCUCCAAUAUCGAGGUCAUUGUUGAAUCGACACCACUCCCGCAGGUCAAAUUCUAGCAUAGCGCCCAAGAUGGAGCCAGGUCUUGGUGUCCUACAUCCAUCACCCACAAGCAGGCAAGGGGCAUCGUCGCACUCGGCGUCUCCGACAAAUACGACCUCAAUUUUUGCUGGUUCCCCAGCAGGUUCUGCCUCUGAUCACAAUCAGACGGGCACCCGCUCAGGAAUGCCACCGGGUGGCAUGAAACCCCAGCAGCCGGUUACGAUGUCCCAAGGUCUACCGCCAGGCGGUCCCCCAAGGGGGAUGCAGCAGCAAAUGCACACAGCAGCCCAUCGUGCUCAUGCCAUGCGUGUUGCAGCCGCUACAGCUGGUGGCACAACACCAUCUGCGCCCUUUUAUCCUUCUCCGGCAUUCCAAAGCCAUAUCGACCAGCUUGAACAAGAAUACGAUGCUGCAGACAACAUGAUGGAUGACUGUGAGACGCCAGAUACGCCCUCAGGACCAGGGCCGUAUCCGGGUGCUCCAUAUUCCGGAGAGGGACAAUCUUUGAACCUUUCGAGCCCCGCAGCAACGGGGACGCCUCUUGACAGUUCGAUUGCCCCGUCACCUGCAGUCACUACAGCAGCUGCGCACACCACCAGUGCCUAUCCGUCAAUGACACAGCUGCUCGAUACCGGAAUUGACUGGGACCCCUUUGGGCUUACGGCAAGCAAUGACGAGGAGGACCCCGACACCCCUAAGGCGCCCGUGAAGACAGUCGACAAGAAGACUACUCACACGACCAAGCGCACUGGCACUGACGAGGCCCCGCGUGGCAACGCUGCCGCUGGUGGUGCACGCCGCGGAGCCGGCAACGACGGAGGCGACCGUCGACCCAGGAACACUGACGAGGCCCGCGGCCCCCGGGGAGGCAUCGGUGCUCGUGCCCGUGGUGGACGUGGUGGCAGCUUCCGGAGAGAUCGCGAUGACCGUCACGCUAAGAACUUGCCGUCAGGCGGAUCCGAAAAGACUGCCGCUCAGUCGUGGGGCGCCACCGAGGGUGAGGCCGAGCUGAAGGAUGAGCAAGCUGGCGAGGAGCUUGCCAAGAAGGACCAGAAGGAGGCCAAUGCCGAAGAUGCUGCUGCCGAGGAGCCUGUCGAGGAGGAGGACAAGAACAUUUCUUAUGCCGACUACCUCGCCCAGCAGGCCGAGAAGAAGCUUGCCCUUGACAACGACCUCAAGGUCCGCCAGGCCAACGAAGGCACCAAACUCAAGAAGGAGUGGGCCGCUGCAAAGCCCCUUGUCAAGGAUGAGGACGAUGACUUCAUCGCCGGUUCAGGUGGCAAGGCCAAGCGCGAGCGUGAGCGCAAGGUCAAGCAGGUCGUUGAUAUUGACCAGCGCUUCGUCGAGCAGCCGGAACGUCCUCGUGGAGGUGGCCGUGGUGGUCCCCGCGGCGGUGCCCGUGGUGAGUUCCGCGGAGGCCGUGGUCGCGGCGAGGGACGUGGUCGUGGUGACUUUGGAGGCCGUGGUCGUGGUGGCCCUCGCGACGGUCCUCGUGAGGGUGGUCGUGGAGGCCCCCGUGGUGGCGCUCAAACCAUCAACACCAAGGACACGUCUGCGUUCCCCUCCCUUGGCAGCUAG
Molecule: messenger RNA, 2100 nt
Organism: Pyricularia pennisetigena
Lineage: Eukaryota; Fungi; Ascomycota; Sordariomycetes; Magnaporthales; Pyriculariaceae
Exons: 8
Coding region: 1-2100 (699 amino acids)
Cellular component (GO): RNA polymerase II transcription regulator complex
Molecular function (GO): transcription cis-regulatory region binding; DNA-binding transcription activator activity, RNA polymerase II-specific
Source: RefSeq, a predicted model, not a curated record